AUGAUGGUAAUUGCGUUUAGUGACAUUAAUUAAUCUGUGAUCUAGCCGUAAAUCCACCCAGAAGAUGUUUGUUGUGUUUUCCUUUUAUUCUACUACAUGUUUUGCCGUUCUCAUCACCUGAUUGCAACAAUGUAAAUUACCGCAUGUCGCAUGUAUGCGAUAUUGACUCAGGUUAAUAUCGAUAGCAACCGAGUUUGUGCUUAUUUUCUUGGGUAGCCUUGUCGAGUUGAUGUCGAUAAUUGUCUUUUUCGAUAUAAAAUUUUCGAGACACUCCGAAACCCUAAUUGCCGUAAUUAUGAUAUCAUAAUUUGUGAGUUUUUCUUUUUCUGCCCAUUUAAAGUCCCCUCUUUGUUUGUAUUCUAAAUGUCCAUCUUUGGGUACCCCUUAUUAUUUUGAACCUUGGUCCAGGAGCUCAUGCGUAAACUUUGAAACUUUGCCUAUGACCAGGCCCCAAUAUAUUGGGGCCUUGCAAUAGCAGGGUUACAUCUCGAUAGCGUAUAGAUAUCGAUUUUCCGAAAUAUGGGCGCCGAAUCAAUGGCGAUUUUGACCUAUAAAUAGAUACCGUCUCUAAAUCGAGUUUUUGAGAUGCACGAUAGCCGACGAAAGCGGCAGGCUUGGCUUUCCGUCUAGUAUUUUCUCUUACGCUCCCCCUUAAAUUUGUUCGUUUUAUCUAAUCCCGCGCCUGUAAACCAUUCUACCACGUUUAUUUAAAACACUCACAUGGUUACGCCUGUGUAGGCGUCAUGUAACGGUUAAACAGUUUUAUUACAGUGGAAUGAGGAAAAUGUAUUGAAGAGAACCAUAGAAAUGGAAAAUAUGCAUGUUUAUUAAACGGAGUCCCUCAAGAGCUCCCGAGUUAGUCGUUGUCAAAAGGUUGGCAACAAGUAGAAGUUGAUCCGGAGGACGGUUCUGGUAUCCCUUCUACAAACCACAAAUAGAUAUUAGGCAUGGGCAUGUUAGUCAUCAACCGCUCCACUGAUACUCACCCUGAUCUUUCUGCACACGCCUCCCUUAGCCGUCUAAAGAUCUUUUUAGUCGCCCUGUAAAAGCAGGCUUCAACUGAGAGAGCGUUGCAUAACCAUUCCCGUUCCAGGACCCGAACACAACCGCAUAUGACGAAGUGACUCUGGUAAUACAUGCUCACCGGUUAUUACGUCAUAAACUUUAGAGCUCGACGGGCCAUCCUUCAAUUCACCGUAGUUAAAUUUUGUAUAGACGCCGACAUCGUCUCAAAGGUGCCGUAAAAUAUCCUCUUGGAAAAGUCGUCAACUGUUUUUCUGUCUGAGCAUGCAAGGUAGAAAGCUUAAUGUGUAAUGAAUGAAUGGGCUGCCCGCCAGCUGGGUCUGAAGUCUACAUCCUGCACUUGGGCGUUAAGCCACUGGAAAUGGGUUGCUGUACGCAUGGGCUGGCCAAUAGGAUUUCUAGGCUGCCGAGCUGCUACUCGGAGUAUGUCGAGGACCGGUGAAAGACGUAUACCUCUACCUCCCUCAGCCGCACGAGGAUGCAUCCUUGACCUUCCACCACGUAGUGUAGUCAAGUAGACGACACUCAUGUUCUGCCACAUAAGGCAAGUAGCACGCCUUAUCUCCCGUAACCGAUCGUAAAUAGAAAGCUCCUGGAAUACUACAGAGGCUUCAUUGAACCCUCAUCAUAAACUAUAACCCUAACAAUAAGUGCAAACUCUGGAAUCAGAUUAUGACCACGGUCUAUCCCGAGCCCAUACCACUGGAGUCAAUUCUUAGUGCGCUGACACCCUAUUCGAACAUCGAGCAAACCCUCCUCUUCCACACGUUUGUUUGACACAUGAUUUCCAGUAGAAUCAUUCCGAUGAACAACAUUGUUUCUACUGGCAUAAAUAGGAUUCCAACGCAAUAUACAUAUGUCGCCCACGGUGCGACCCUUCCCUCAGAGUGAACGUGUCCUUUUAAUCCCUCUUUCGGCCAUGCGUUUUAUGCAGUCAGCGACUUUUCAGGCCUAGGGCUGUAGUCACCAAGCGCGGCUCAGUUCCAAAUCGGACAUGAUUGUUUUUACUAGUGCAUUUAGGCUGCAGAAGACGAACACUGACGGUCUCUAGAGAUAUACGUAUAUUGCAGGCAGUCGGAGUGUUGAUGGGCCGGACUGUCCUAAGACGCAAUUUUUUCCAAAUUAAGGGUCGACAAGGCUUUCGGGUGUAUCUGGUCCUCAACUUGUUUAUCACGCUUGUUUCACAACAGACCUUGAUGGAAUUAGUAAACAUCUCACCCACGAAACGUCUCCUAAUGUUCCCCAUAGAAACGCAUUGCUUUAAUAAUCGGUGUGACGUCGCUGAUAGCCUUCUGUGAAACAGAUGACUAAUUUUGACGGACCAGUCGUGCUUUUUUGAGAUAUUGAAGUAGACGAGUCAACGUUCAGAGGACAACGGGAGAAAUCUUUGUGAUGAAAUUUACCAACGUAAUUUUCUGGGUUUCACGGAGGAUCAUACCACUUGUGAAGGAAAUGCGAACAAAUGGUAAAUAUCACCUCAUUUCUCUACCUCAUAGUGUUUGUGGUGGAGAAUACUGGAUACUGAAUAAAUACCUGUUACCAUUCAAAACAGGAUUGAGGAAUUCUUUGUUGCCAGUGGACAGUGUGGCCACUCAAAGAGCUCCAGGCUUUGAAGCCUCUAAAGAUCAUACGGACGCAUGAGUCCGCAUGAGCACAUUUCCCGUUCCUUAGGACGGAAAACCAAUUAGGCAGGGUUUCUGCCCAACUUGGCAUGCCUGGAAGCUGCUCUAAUCUAGAUUCCGAACAAAUUACUCUUUGCUACUGAUGAAGUCAUAGCGCCGACCGGUUUACGUGCAAGCUAAGAGAUUUAAAUGUAACAAGGUGUAGUUUCCGUGCUGUGUAUGGUCACCGCACGCCUUUUUGUUUCUCCUUGGAGCUUUGCUUUCAGCGGGGCAGUUGCUAUGUUAGGUUUACGCUUUGGAGGGCUUCGGCUGAACGAGAAUCUUGAUUUUGGCAUAGUGCCGAAUUUUGCAGUACGGCUGUUGAAUUAUCCAUGCUGCCUUUAACGGACAUCUUAACGUUCGGAAAAUCUACCCCAACCAGCUACUUCGUCGUUGAUGUCAUUGGGAAACACAUCGGAGAAGUAUUUUUAACAUAAUAAACUCCUUUUGACGUCAUUGCCUGUUUUACCCUGCACUGUUAUCUUACAGUAUGUUGACUGUUCUACUGACUCCCGUCCUGAUUACAUGGGCAUUACAUGCGGCAAAGGAGUACAGAUAAAUUGUAAAUCGGGGACGAUACGCCCAUGUUGCAGCCAACUACAUAAGCAUGCAUGCGUGUGCAUUCAUGCUCAAGUAUUAAUUUUACGCGUAUUUCGCUGUUUGUUGCCUUUCGCUCUUCUGCUUAUUCCGAUCAACCAACUUCGAUUUUCACUAGUUCCCUCCUCAUUCGGGUUCUAGAAAAAACUAUAGGCUUAUUCAGGUAGUCUCCACUUGAACUUAAUUCGCUAACUCGAGUUAAACCGAGUGAAAUCAUUUGCCACGGAGGCCAUUUUCAAAGUAAAUUGAAUGUUAUUGUGGGCAAAAAACCUCUGUUGACUGGAGAUUUACGCUUCUUUUUUGGACGGGCCGCAGUCUGUUGUUCUGCUCGCCAGGUGACCCUCACCGGUUUUACUUCUCCACAACCUCGACAAGCCUACUUUAGUUGGCGGGCUGUUUUACUUUCAUGACUACCAAGAUGGAUGCCACGCUAGUAAUUAACUCUACACGGACAACUGGAUUUUGUGACAGUGCGUUUUAGGCGAAUGGUUGCGCUGUCGUGGGCGGAAUAUGGAAUCCUCGUCGAGCUCCAAGCCUGAGUUAAUAGCGCUGCUGCUGAGAUUGUAUGUUAGAGCCCCUAAUAUGUAGUUGUCCGUGUAAUUUCGUCCAUGAUAGGAGCCUGUGUAUUUCAUGUGACUUCACGAGUUAGCGGGUUCACUUCAUAAACAGUUUAUCACAAGUCGGCAAAUGUUCAACAGAAGUUCCAAUGUUUGGAUGCUUUUUGUAUUAAACCUUUUUUCAUGUUAACUUGUGACUUCGAGCGAGGACUACCUACAUGGGAUUGUGAAGGCUGUAUACGAUCGUCUCAUGACAACGUGUAUUAAUGUUAAUCAAAUGGUGUCUGAGCAGACGCAAAUGUGAUUCACAACAACAAUAGAAAACCACAAGAAGCGUGUCCUGACUCCAAAAGGCAACGAGCCUUGAUCAGAAUAAUAUCGAGGAAUGCCUGUUCAUGCAUGGAGCAGGUCGUUUUAAGGACUACUUCCUUCUCCAGAUCGGAUGUACUGAGAGAUUUGCAAGUGCUUUAGUACCUCGACGUUUUUCCUUACAUUUAGGCAGUCGCCAUCAUCGCCUUUUAUAUGGUCUCAUAUUGCCAGCCAUCUGCCUCCUCAGACAUCACAUUUUUGGUGAUUAGAGGGUGACAACGGUUGAAGCAGGUCCUGUGUGGUGCCUUGUUCAUAGUCCAUGGGGUCGGAAGUGCGGCUGAUGUCCGCAUCGGCCAUUUCAGCACUGCUAGUCGUUAGCCACAUUGACGCCGUUUACGGCCACCAUUCUACUUGAAUGAGUUGGUGCCCCUACACCUAGGUCGUCACAACACACCGCGCCGUUGUAUUUGUAUGAGGAAUGGAUUUUCUCAAGCACGCACGAGACAAUAUGGACAAUAAUAUGCAUCGGGAGAUGUUUAAUUCUAGUUUUCGUUGCUGCGUUUUAGAGACGACACUUUCUCAGGUAACAUUCAAGAACAACGUAAACGGCAACACAUCUGUCCCUUCUACUUUCAUUAACAAGCCUACUGUAGACUUUUCCAAACUUAAUCUGUGGCUAAUGGAUGAAAUAUCGACAAUCGUCAUUUCCCGUCAGAGCUUUUAAGGCGAAUUGACAUGGGUCUUCUGAUCCUGAUAGCUUCCAUGUGGUGACGCCCAACUUGCUUGCGCCCGUUGAUGCGUCGCCACUAAUCGACUUAUCUAACCGAAUGCCUUUGAACGGUUGUUUACAAAGAUUACGGAUUGCCACUCUAAUAACAACCCUGCCUAAAGUCCAUUGCAAAGACAAAUUACAGUUAAGACCCCUAAUCUCGCCUUUCCUGUUGUGCUACCCCCUAAGACGGCGGUGGGAGUUGAAACCCUAAUUUGUGAUUGACAAAACAUACCAGGACUGCGUUGGUGUUCGAAAUUUCGCAGGCACUCGCGACCUGAAGCGGCCGUUCUUGGCGAGGUGAACGCUGCUUACAGGGUGCGCCGACUCGUGGAAGACUCUUACAUUGUUAAAAUUUCCCUGGAUGACAUUGCAAAAGAUUUAAAGUAAAUUCCUACGCAACUACACUCUGCCAGCCGUCGACAUCUGAUUUGGCCGUGCACCAAUGACAACGCCACGUUUACACGAGAUAGCUGUUCUUGAACCAAAUAGCUUGCUAUCUCAAGUGUUGUGAUUUGCUGUAGGUCGACACUCUGCCUUGAUUACAUUCAACUGUUACCAUACUUCGAGGAUUUUCAUAGAUAUCCUGUUCCUCGUUUCAGGACGAAUUUUUGGUGGGAAAAACACUGUUAAACGCAAGCCUUCCUGAGCGAAACGCAGCCACCGUACCUCUAUUCAAAAAGUUAAACCGUGGAGAUGUCGGCGAAGAUGCAAAAGAAGAUAUAUAUGACCAUUUCUUCUCACAAAUAAACCAGGAAGCGUCAUUGCCAAACAGUCGUCUCGCUCAAGGUAUACUACUCAAAGACGAGAAACUUGUUGAAAUCACUGCUCUCAAGGGCAAGUUCUUCCACAAGUUCGGUUUCACCCGGAACAAAGCUCUUUUACUCUAUCCUGAGGAGGCAAUUUACCUAACAGAAGCUGGCUCGCUUCAAGUCUACGAUCUCGGACUUCCGCUGAGCUUACAACAGCUUCAAAACGUACUGCUCGACAGCUACACAUUUGCCUGUUAUGUAGCUUACUGCCGCCUUACGCGACUGGGAUAUAUCUUACGACGAAGACACCGGAUCACCGCUGCGCCCCCUCCUGCGGCUCCUUUGACAAAAACUCUGAAUCUGGGCCCAGUUUCCUCACCCGAACCACGAUUAUUUCCAACAUCCCCAUCUGAUAACAGUCCUGGCUUCCUCGUUGCCUCCCCCUUCGGCCUCCAGAGGCUCCUUGCGGACACAAACCUGCAGGAACCAGCUAUGGUACAGAAAGAAUUAGACGUUAUUCGGUCCGGCCAUUUUAAGACCUUUCACCCACAACCAAUAACAUAUGAUGCUUAUGAAAGUCGCGGCGCGAAGGAGCUCGAGCACUUUUCAAAGAGUCGGUUAGGACAACCACAAUUUAUUGUUGUGGUAGUUCGCGGGGAUGACAGAUAUUUCAUAACGAACCAAGCAUUCUUGGAUUCUCUAGAACUUCCAGGCGGCACUCAAGUCGUCCUGGCCGUAAUUGACAAUGCUGAUGUGUCUUUCCAUUUCCAGAAGGUCUUCUCAAUCCCCAAAUUGUCCUUCACCUAA
This is a messenger RNA of Spirometra erinaceieuropaei, 6475 nucleotides long. NCBI's taxonomy places the organism in Eukaryota, Metazoa, Platyhelminthes, Cestoda, Diphyllobothriidea, Diphyllobothriidae. The record is from the annotation of a GenBank genome assembly.